Pocillopora meandrina is the source of this 6010-nucleotide messenger RNA. The record is from the annotation of a GenBank genome assembly. NCBI's taxonomy places the organism in Eukaryota, Metazoa, Cnidaria, Anthozoa, Scleractinia, Pocilloporidae.
AUGGCCAUGGGAACUUGUAGUAGAGAAUACAAAAGAGCUGUCAUGCGAAAUACAGCAGCAGGAGGUAACUUGCAGAAUAGUUUAGACAGCCUCGAAGAUCAGAAGAAGCGUCUCGUGCGCUCUUUUGAGGAGAAGAAGCUGAAUUUUAUAGAAAAAAAAGGAACACUUCCAAAACUUUUCUCUUCGCUCGGGCACACUGGAGGAAUGGAGCGCAGCAAACGUGGUCAACUAACGAAACAGCUUUCAGAUAGUUCAGCGUUAAAUGAGUCUCGUGAAAGGAGAUUGAAGGAAACAUUCUCAUCUACGAACGACAUGGUGAAUUUUAACAAGCAAAACCAUCAAAUAUCAAAUACUGCAGCAGAGCAAGACGACACUCUGUUGCCGCCUGCCAUAGGAUCCGGUGCACGACUACAAUACUCUGCGGGGCGAAGGAGACACAGCGAUAACCUCUCGAGCGAGAAGCCGAAAACACCAUUAGCACCAACCCUCUCGUUACCAUCAGAAUCAACAGAAUGGAAAGAAGAGCAGGAGGCAUAUGGCUCCGACCCAGAGCUGGGUACAUUCAAGACCAGAUUAAGAGUUCCAGCUCCUUACACAAGUCUGGGGACGCAGUUGCCACUUUCACCACUUCUACAAAGGAAGGCCUCACGCCCCUCCAAGCCUCAGUUAAGUCCUUUAGACGUGGCAGCAGAAAGGCAAUGUGUAUCGCUGCCUGCCUCUCCCCGUUUUCAGCGCCGACGUGCAGAGAGCUGGGACCAGGCAAAAAGCCAAGAGUUGAGGUUAAAUGAUUUUGCAGAGUUCUCGAGCGAAGGACCGAAACUUCGCUCGAUGAGCUUGGCUUGUGAGAAAAUCGAAAGCGGCAAACAGGUAACUCUUCUCAUUAUAUGAAUUCUGUUUGAGAUGAGUAAAGGGGUGCAGGGGGGCAUGGUUUUAGAAAUACAUCUGAUCUAAUUACGAAGUACAUUUUUUUUUUACUUGGUCACGGCUGAGUUAGUUGAGAAUACGAAUGGCCUGUAAAUGAGCCUGUACAACACGAUAACUAACCAGCCUUAUCUGCGCGAACUCGAAUCUGGUCGAGGGGAGAAUAUUUGUAAUGCUAGCUCUAUAGGCGUUCACAAAUUUUAUCAAUUUUUUGCCUUAGUGUUGAUACUGAAAGACGCAUCACUGCAGGGGGUAAUUUCUUGAGUUUAAGUCUUAAAGUAGUGCCAGACAUAAACAAAAUUAAUUUGUACUUUGUACUCUCUGUGUACAAGUUUUAUUAUGUAAAUGAUUGUAAGUGGUGUUUGUCCCGUAUUGUAAAUUGCUCUUCUGUGACUCAGUUGAAUGUCUCUAGUAAGGAGAGUCACGAAGUGCAAACAAGUUCGCGAGACCCUUCGAUUUUGGACAGACCAUUUUCUACUCUUCUAACUGGGGCUAACAUCCUAGACUGUGUACCACGGUCCGGAUACCGAAACAUGAAAAUCUAAAGGUCACGGAAUAUAUUUUGGUUUCAUAUCUCUCUUAGUACUGAGUUGUUUCAUUAAAAGCCGGUUACUAGCGAUCUACCACCGCUUAAGACCUCUUAUCGCCGUCUGCUUCUCCUGCGAGCAGGCUGAUCAGUUUGGGUUUCGCCUUUGGCCCCUUUUCAAGGAACAGCUGAUUGUUACAUCAUCGACAGCCGCUUAUGGGAAAAAGUUAUUAAUACCUAUAAAACCAUAUCAUGCAUAGAAAUGUUCAAAUGUCAUUAGAGAUUUACAAAGUUCAAACAGGAAGCUUAUCUUUUUCGACAUUUAAAAAAUGAAAAGCUCAAAAUGAGUACGAAAAAAAAAUACUACAAUAGGUUAAAAACAUAUUUUUUAAUAAUUCAACUCUCAAAUUUGCAACAACAAUAGCACUAAUAUUAGUAUGGUUCUCAUGGGAUUUAUAACGCUUAGAGCUGAUUACUUUGAUCUAUUUUUUACACAUUUAAAACAAGACUAAACUAGGAAAUUGAUAGCCUUGAAUCAAUCUGCUGCUUUUCUGACCUGUACCCUCUCUCUUUGACUUGCACAAAAGUUUAAUUAAAAAGCGCGAGAAUUACGACUGAGAACUCAAGUUGCACGAGUGUAAGUGACGCAAUUGUCACUCUAGGAAACGCUAAUGAGUUUACUUCUUUUUGUUUGACCCUGGAAUAAGAUAAGGGAAGUACCGACCACUCAUUCGCACAUUCCUCGUUUUAAUAGUUGUUUGGGCGAGGCUUUAUCAUCAAAUGUUUGGUUUUAACACAUUGACGAUAAGUAGAUCAAGCCGUAAAACGAUUGGUAAAAUGACUACUGUCUUCCGGCUGUUGUGAAUUCCCUCACGGGACGCAUAAAGGGAUUUUAUUUCUUUUGUUUUUUGCAACAAAGAGCUUGAGAUGUGAGCGUUGAGUCAUUCUCGAAAAGAAGCUUUAAGCUAACUGCAAACUGCUAUCUUAACUACUAAGUUGUGUUUCAAUCAUCUUGAAAGUGGCAAAAAGUUCCUUAGUUCUGUAUGGUCUCAAUGGCGCAUAGCAUAUCCUUCAAAGACUUGAUCAAGAACGAUGCCAUGUCUAGCGAUAAGAUUAAAAAGGCUAUUGACAUUAAUUCUAUCUACGACGAAGACUUGAGGAAAGAUCUUUCAACUCUACAGAAAGAAAGAAAGUCUUUAAUGCAAUCGUUGACCAAAAAGAAGCUAGAUUUCAUUCGUAAAUGCAAACUACCAUCAAUUCACCAAACACACUCGCAGACGGAGUCUGACAACGCAGCAAUCCAGAAAAAAGUUGCCGAGUUCUGUUUUGGUUCCUCUAGUAAUUCUACACCUCAGCGCAACACUGCUUCACCGGCGCCUUCAGAAGCGCGCCCUUGGAGUCAACCUUCGAGUAAAGAAAUGGGUAAAUUAUAUUACCGCCAAAGAAGUUUCACGUCUGAAAAAGAUUUCAUGUUAGAAGAAGAUGACACAUUAGAACAGGGGGACAUCAAUCGUUUUCCAAGUGCUGAUCAAGGAGCAACAAACGCCAUAAAGGCAAGGAAUGCCUCUGGUUCAACAAGUUUUAAGAUUUCCUCGCCAGGAAUAGGCCUACCAGCAACACGUUCUCCAACACUAUCUCGGUUAAGUAAUUUAAAUGACUUGGUCCAAAACCGAUCUCUACCGAAUUCGCCCAUUGUCCUAAGACGACGCGCUUUCACGUUGGACUCGAACUUUGGUAGAAGUCAGAGUACUGAUUUUAAAGUUGCCUUGGGGCGAUCACAAUCAACUCCAGCAACUAAACAAGGUAUGCGACAUCGAACGGAGUCAUCGCCAAUUGACCUCGAGGUAAGUUUGCUCUAUGGGAAUCUGGAUUUGUCGCGUGGAGUGAUUUUGUGAUAAGCAUUGCAUGAUCAUGAUGUACAAACUCGAGAAAAUAAUUUUUGUCCGAUCUUGGUGUGAGUAGGUUGAUCAAUAUCGACUGCACGAAUAGAGACUACGAUUUCCUUUCUACAAGCAGGAUUCAGCAUGACAACACCAUUUCUUUUAAAAUUUAUAGCCACAUGUCAUAAUUUAUCAAACAUAUGUGUAACGCCAGAGGAAAUUCGUAAGCUACCUAUUGAAACCUCCUGGAUAGAAAAGGUUUUGUCUUGAAUAUAUUGUUGUAUACAAAUGGGCAAUUUAUGUCCAAACUGACCAUUUCUGUAAGAUGAACAUUCUUGAAUACUGAAAGAGUGUCCAGAGCCUAAUUCCAGAGGGGCACAAACUUCGCACUUUCUUUUUAUUGACUCUUAGGCCACAAAAUGGGUGGAUGGUUUUUUUUGAUAAUUAUGAUAAAUGAUGGAUUAAAUAUCAUAAUCAGUUGAUGUUCUGUUCCAACAUUGUAGUGCUCCUAGACUUUGUCAGGUAAAGUUAACAAAUCUGAUCAUGUAGUUGGCAAUUUUGUUCAGAUCCUGCGCUUGAAUCAGCCCUUCAUUCUUGAGAAUCUUUGGUGGAUAAUUUUAUCUCUGUUGUCACUUAACAAGAGGAUUUAAACAAAGAGGCUCUUUCCAUAUAUUCAACUGAGCCACAGAAGAGCAAUUUACAAUACGGGGCAAACAUCACUUACAAUCAUUUACAUAAUAAAGCUUGUACACAGAGAGUACAAAAUACAAAUAAAUUUUGUUUAUGUCUGACACUACUUUAAGACUUAAACUCAAGAAAUUACCCCCUGCAGUGAUGCGUCUUUCAGUAUCAACGCUAACGCAAAAAUUGAUAAAAUUUGUGAACGCCCAUAGACACAAAAUACAGUCAACAAUUAUUUCAUAACUGACUCUGUUUAAUAAUUUCAUAAUUCCAAGUUCAAUGAGAGGUACAGUAGGUCACAAUACAACUGCACCACUAAACACACCAAAUUUUAUUUUAACCUAUAAAUCUCUCAGAAUGGGAAACACCAGCGGGCAGACUCAGCGCGCAGACUCAGGGUCAAGCGGUCCAGGCUCGAGACCCAUGGCUCUCCAAGUUAUAAUAUUAUGCUCUUGGGGAAGACACUGUACCGCACAAUGUCUGUCUUCAUCCAGGAAUGUGAAUAGGGACCAAACCUUUCGAUAAACCGGGGAGGGGUGGUGAGGGGGAUUUGUUUUAAACUAGUAUCCCAUUUAUGAGAAGAAGCGUUAGUCCUAGUUGUAUCAUGUUACGAAAACUGUUAUAGGCUCUAGCGCCUUAUGAGUUAGCUGGAGUGUAUGUUUUACAUUUUACCUUAUAGCUCUUUGAGUAUUGGGGUUAACCUUAUUUUGAAAAUAAGAAUUUCUCCCCAUUUAUGUAAAUUCAUUAACUAGUAGAAAGCUUAUGUCUUUCAAUAUCAAUUCACGACCCUCCAAUUAAUUCUACAUUCAUGUAUCUAACAACCAAACCAAUCCUAGGACCUGGUGAGGAUAGAUUAAGUUUAGUGAAAGUAGGUUAAGUGGCAAGCAUGGCUACUUGACCUGUGUGUAAAGAAAUUGUAUCUCUUAUGGUUCAAGUUAUUUCUGGAUUAAAAAACUUCAGAAGAGUUUGAUUUUUUUCCCCUUGUCUAGUAUCUAAAAAGGAAAAUUGAAAAAAAGAAUUUGAGAAAAAAAAAUGAACCACAGCACAUCCAAUCUCCUCCUGUGCUUUCUGCACUGCUUGUUCACUUUUAUAUCUCAUGCUCCAGUUGAAAUUUCAUAUCAAAACCAGGUUCCUUGUCCUGAUUGUUCUUUGCUGUCCACGUUUCAGGAUGUAGGGAAGCUGCCACCGCGUGUACCAGCGUCACCACAAAUUUCCCCACGAAGACAGCGCGGUUUUCAACCUCUUGGGGCUGACCAAUUACAGUCUUCUCCUCAAGAGGGUUCAUUUAUUUUACCAAAACUGGAAGCACGAGGUUCAUUAUCUAGUAUGUUGGACGAAAAUGGGAAAGAGAGAGUCCAGAGACGAGUGUUCAGUCUAGUGGCAGAUAAUGCUACAAGAGAAACAUCCCCGCGGAGAGAAGCACUCGAACUACAAAAUCUGUCUCCCAGGACAGAAAGAAAACUCAGGAACUUCUUAAAUUCCGAGAACGGAUGGCUAACCGGGUUUUCCUCUAAGCAUGAGGGGCUUGAAGAUAUAGUGGAAGAUGGCAAAGGCCUACAAAGACCAGAAGCAGAAGACGAGGAGUGUACUUGGAACAGCGAUAUUGAUGACGAUGAUGACGAAACAAUUGGUCAAAAGAAGAUUCAUUCACUGGAGGAGAUUAAACACACGCGUUAUCUGCGCAUGAAGUCACCAGUUCAUUGGCUACCGAAAAUGGGAAAUGUGCCAAAGCAUUUGCUUUCGUCGUCGAUUAUUGUAGGACACACGAAAGUAGGUUUCGAAUCAAUUUCCCGACCUCAGAGAGAUAAAGAUGUCGAUAACCUUGAUGAGAGCGUGAGCUGUGAUGAAAUAGAAAACAGCGAGGAGGGGAAUGAAACUGAUGGAGAAUCCAAACUGGAGCCAAAGAAAAACGAAAACAACAAUGAAACUUAUUGGGAUAAUUCAGAGCUUAAGGAGAACUCAACUAGCGGUUGCAAUUAGUGUUGCUCAGGCUGGAUGAAGG